AUGAAAGAACGGUCAAUCCUUGUGUUCCUGAACGCGAUUUCUCGCUCCAUAGGUGAUGCCAGUACAUUCAAAGAUUAUAGCCUCAAGGAUGCUGAUCCUGAAAUGCACGCACUGAUUGAAAAGGAGAAACAGCGCCAGUCGAGAUGCCUAGAGCUAAUUGCUUCUGAGAACUUCACAUCACGGGCUGUGAUGGAAGCUGUCGGUUCUUGUCUCACGAACAAGUAUUCUGAAGGACUGCCCGGCAAAAGGUCAGUUCUGCGAGGUUGGACACAUCUUAGUUGACUUUUGUUAUCGUCCUCUCGAUUCGGUAACUUACUGAGGCAUUUGCUGUUAUGCCUAGGUAUUACGGCGGGAAUGAGUACAUCGAUCAGAUCGAGACUCUGUGUCAGAGAAGAGCCUUGAAGGCAUUCGGCUUAGACGAGGAGAAGUGGGGAGUCAACGUUCAACCUUUAUCCGGCUCCCCUGCUAAUUUCGAAGUCUACACUGCCCUCCUCCAGCCACAUGACAGAAUAAUGGUAUAUACUUUUGUCUCUCUCUCCUUCUCUCUGCAACUACGUGUGUAUUCCCCCCCUUGAAAGCUGCUAUUUAGUCUUUGUUUCCUGUACAGGAACCUCUGCACUGAUGAAUGAUUAACUGGCUUACGCAUCUGUACGCAGGGUCUGGAUCUGCCACAUGGUGGACACUUAUCUCAUGGUUUUAUGACUCCGAAGCGAAGGGUUUCAGGGACAUCAAUUUAUUUUGAGUCUAUGCCUUAUCGUCUCGAUGAAUCAACAGGUAAUCCUUACUUUUAUAAGGCAAAAAUAGCAGCUUAUGAUUCGCUGUUUUCCUCCAUUUCAUGGCUGAGGACCCUCAUUAUCCGUCUCCAAUCAGGUUUUGUUGACUACGAUAUGCUGGAGAAGACAGCUGUCCUCUUUCGACCCAAACUAAUAAUUGCGGGUGCAAGUGCAUACCCUCGGGAUUUUGAUUACCCUCGAAUGAGGAAGGUUUUUUUUUUUCUCUCUCAUCCUAAAUAUCAGCCAAAAUUUUGUUCCUUUUUGUUCCCCAAAUUAUUAUUUAGAUCUAACACUGUUGGGCCAUACUACUUUGGAAGAUUUCGGAUGCUGUUGGUGCGUUUCUUAUGAUGGAUAUGGCUCACAUCAGUGGACUAGUUGCUGCGGGGGUGGUUGCAGAUCCCUUUGAAUUUUGUGAUGUUGUCACCACAACCACUCAUAAGGUAUCACGAUAAGAAACCUCCGUAUUCUUUUGUAUGUCUGGGCUGAGUACACUUGUGGUUCAUAUUAGAGCAAUUUAUAAUGCUUAGACUUUAGUAAUGCAUGAAAUUUGUGAGAACUUCACUUUUACAUUGUAAUAAUAUUGUGAUUCCGGAAGCCAAUGCGAUUGUUUUUGGAAGUCUCGUUAGAACUAGUCCCUUACGGGCACUUAAAACAGAGGUCUGUCUGCACUCUCAGGGUCCAGCCUUACAUCUCCUCUAUUGUUUUCCCUCGUUGGCGCGUUGUAAAAACAAUUUAUUGAAUCUGUUUGUCGGCCUUAUCACCUAGGUACUCUGGUCACUUGCUGCUGCAGCUGAUGAUUAUGUCCUCACUUGCUGUUGCUUUAGUUGAUGCUCUAAUUUUCCGCUGUACGUACUGUGCCCUAGAAAGAUCCAUAUCAUGUGAUGAUCUGUGUAAAUUGAACUUAACAAGUUCAACACCAAUAAGCUGUGGGUCUCGACCAGAGUUCUCCACCUGCUUGCGUAUCUGGACAUAAUACAUAUUCUGUGGACAUGAUGAAGGUGCUAAACAAUUGCGUCAGUUUAUUUUGUGAUGGAAGAUGAGUCUGUUGAGAAUUACGCAUCCUAUUGAAGUCGUUUAGAAGUGUGACUCCCCCGUGGUCCAUCCUAGAGGAGUCGAAAUGGAUUAAAUUGACGGGAGCUGUGCCUCUGUUCUCAACUACAGAGCAUGUUAUAUUAUCGCCACCAAGGUAUGCUUUGUCAUGAUCAUCAAGGAAUAGUUAAAUAGUAAAUGUUUAGGAUGCAAAAACAGGUCUUAUUGGAAGGAUGCUGAGAGAUAAAUAGGCUGAUAUCGAGUCGAGGCGUUAGGUAUAUCAAAAUUUACAAGUGAACUGAAGGCUUGUGCCCACCUAACAUUUUGAUAUAAUUCAUCCACGAGAUUCAAUAUUUUUUUUUGCCUGGUAGUUGCAUUGUUUUUGAAAGUGGAUGUGGUUCCCCCACAGUAAGAAAGUUCAUUAUUUGAGAACAUAUCUCCUUGCUGUAACAUUUUCUCCUACCUCUUUUAAUGAAUGGUUUUUUGAAGCAUAGAAUUAGGAAGUAUUUCAUCUCUCAUCGCAGCAUUCUUCAUAAACCUCUAAUUUCAAACGUGCAGUCUCUUCGAGGUCCCAGAGGUGGCAUGAUCUUUUACAGGAAGGAUCCAGUUCUGGGCAUUAACCUGGAAGGCGCCAUUAAUAAUGCUGUUUUCCCAGGUUUACAGGUACUGGGUACGAUAUUUAUUGCCAGGUUUAUCAUUUGGAUCAUCUGAAUCUAGCAGUAUUCUUCUAAUCCGAUUGAGAUUCAUUUAUUCAAUAG
Molecule: messenger RNA, 2560 nt
Organism: Spirodela intermedia
Lineage: Eukaryota; Viridiplantae; Streptophyta; Magnoliopsida; Alismatales; Araceae
Source: the annotation of a GenBank genome assembly